AGAAGAUAUACAUUUAUAUAAAAAAGAAAAAAUAAAUAAAUAAAUAAAUAAAUAAAUUAAAGAGUUGUAGUUACUAUAUGAAACGAUCCAUUGAAAAAAAUAAAACAAAAGAUGAAACAGUCCAAUCAAAAUAUUUUACUCUGGAUUCCUUUUUUUCAAGUUCUAAGCGAUUAAAGUCAAACGAAGAUCAAAAGAAGAAUUCGGUUGUUCGAGAACAUUUUGAAGAUCAAAUAACUCUUAAAAAGGAACAAUGUCCAUUAUGUCAAGCAUUUAUAUAUACAGAAUCAAUGUCUAUGGAAGUCCAUGUUAACUAUUGCCUUGAUAAACAACAACAUAUUGAAAACAAUAAGGAAAAGGAAGAUCCAAUUAACGAUCUAGGAAAUGACGAGUUGGAGGCUAUAUUUGAAGAGAAUAUAAUGAGUGAAGAAAAAGAUAUAAAAGAAACCCAAAGUGACAUAAGUUCAAGCUUACCUUCACAAUGCUCUAUUGCUUCUUUAAAAGAAAAAUUUUCUUUUAACAACACUCAAACAAUGUUGGAAAAAGAAAACAUUAUGCAGUCAACAGUAGUUACAAAAUCAAACAGUACUAUGAUAACACCAGAUAAAUGGAAAAGUGUGUUUUCAGCCAAGAACACCACAGUACUUGAAACAAAAUUUAUAAAUAACUCUCAAUUAAAUAAUAAGAAGAUUUGUCCACUUUACAAAUACGUUAAAGAUACUCAGUUUGUUGUAGAUGCAUUUAAUUAUGGACCUAUUCCAAACUGUGAUGGCUAUUUCCUUUCACAUUUUCAUUCUGAUCAUUAUGGAGGACUCCGUAGUAAUUGGUCUUAUGGUCCUAUUUACUGUUCUCAGGUUACAGCCAAUCUUGUAAAACAAGAACUCAAAGUCGAUUCACGUUAUAUUAAACCUUUACCUUUAAAUACUUUACAUCCUAUAACAGAUAAUAUUAAAGUGGGAUUAAUUGAUGCUAAUCAUUGUCCAGGUUCUGUCCUAUUUUUAUUUAUAAUUCAACUGCCUAACAAAGUGGAAAAACGACAUUUACAUACGGGAGAUUUUAGAGCCACACCGCGUAUUUGUCUUCAUCCCUUAUUACGUCAACAACCUAUUGAUUGUCUUUAUUUGGAUACAACAUAUUUAAAUGCUAAAUAUGCUUUUCCUGCCCAAGAGGAGUGUAUUGAAGCUGUUUGUGAUGCAGUUCAGAAAGAAUUAGAACAAAUAGAAAAAAUAAAUGCACAAAAUGUGAAAAGAGCUUCAGUAUUGGAGAACUGGUUUAUUAAACAAAAACAGUCAUUAAACUCUAUGAUAACAAGUAGUAAUAGUAAAUCAAGGGUUUUAAUUGUUGUUGGUACAUAUACUAUUGGAAAAGAACGAGUUUUUAUUAAUGUUGCAAAAAUGUUAAAAUGUAAAAUAUACGCACCAUUAAAGAAGAAACGCAUUUUAUUAUGUCAAGAAGAUGAAGAUCUAAAAUCAAUGUUAACAAAUGAUCCAAAAGAAGCGCAAGUACAUGUUGUACCAUUAAGAGAUAUAAAGGCAGAUAUAAUGACAAAUUAUCUCGAUGAAUAUAAAUCAAGCUUUGAUUAUUUAAUUGGAUUUAAGCCUACAGGUUGGGCCUACAAAUCAUUUACUCAUAGACCUCCACCACCAUCAAAAGAAGAAGAAGAGAUGGAUAUUAUACCCUGUUUAGCUGAUAUUCUUAAACCACCCACUGAUAGAAAACUUCAGCUGUCUCCAUAUUGUAAUCGAGAAAAAGUUAGAUUGUAUGCCGUACCUUAUUCAGAGCAUUCGAGUUUCAGAGAGCUUGCCUCAUUUAUUACUAGUUUAGAUAUUCAGCAACAGAUUAUACCCACUGUAAAUACAAGUAAAUCAAAUAUGAUGUCAACUCUUUAUUUUAAUCCAUGGAAAAAAGACAAAGAGCAAAUAAGUCAGUAUUUGACAAAAGAAGAAAAAAUUGUUAUCUAUUCAAAUGAAAACUAUUGGUAAAAUAAGUUAUACAAGAGUUACUACAAACUAUUUACACUAUAUAAGACUACCCCGUUCAACUAUACAUUAUUCUACAGCCAUUUUAUCCUCAAUUUGAGUACCUUUUAGAAAAUUUUGGCGUAAGUUCUGAAGCCAAAUCCAUAAUACUCUUAUUGAUUAAUAAAUAAGCAACUAUUUUAUAUUUAAACUGAUUUCAAGUGCUUGGACUGCUAAAAUUAUGUAAGUAUUAUUUAUGAUCUUUAAUAGAUUGAUUCAUAUAAUCAAACUCUUUCAAGUCAACGUAUAAAUUAAAGGGGCUUAACUGUUUGAAUUUUAUUAUACGA
Messenger RNA from Cokeromyces recurvatus, 2302 nucleotides. RefSeq names its product DNA repair metallo-beta-lactamase-domain-containing protein. Gene Ontology annotation, molecular function: damaged DNA binding; 5'-3' DNA exonuclease activity. NCBI's taxonomy places the organism in Eukaryota, Fungi, Mucoromycota, Mucoromycetes, Mucorales, Mucoraceae. The transcript has 4 exons. Gene Ontology annotation, biological process: interstrand cross-link repair; protection from non-homologous end joining at telomere; double-strand break repair via nonhomologous end joining. The record is from RefSeq and is a predicted model, not a curated record. Bases 78 to 1979 code for a protein of 633 amino acids.